Amaranthus tricolor (Joseph's coat) is the source of this 2387-nucleotide messenger RNA. Its product is annotated as serine/threonine-protein kinase-like protein At3g51990. The transcript has a single exon. Gene Ontology annotation, molecular function: protein kinase activity; ATP binding. Lineage: Eukaryota; Viridiplantae; Streptophyta; Magnoliopsida; Caryophyllales; Amaranthaceae. Gene Ontology annotation, cellular component: plasma membrane. The coding region runs from base 252 to 1679 and encodes 475 amino acids. Gene Ontology annotation, biological process: protein phosphorylation. The record is from RefSeq and is a predicted model, not a curated record.
CUCUCUCCUCCCUCUCCACCCAAAUCUAUAACAAAAAAAGAAAGAAAAACAACAUUUUCAAUAUAGAAAUACACCUAACCUAAUGGCUCUAAUGUGGUUAAUGUUUUCUUCCCCCACAAAAGAAGAUCCCCAUGAAAAUUUCCAUAUUUUCCCUUCUAAAAUAAUGAUCUUUCCAUACAUAUAAUAUAACCCGUCACUUUAAUUUUCUCUUGUAUUGAUUUCUCUCUCCAAAAUAAAAAGAUUGAUUCUUUAUGGGUUACCUCUCAUGUAAAGCUCAAUCUUCCAUUGAUGUCACAAAUCCUCACAACUCAUCAACUAACUUGCAUAAACAAAAAUACCCAAAUAAAAAUUCCCAUGAAACACACAUCAGAAUCAAAGAAUUUAAAUACAAUGAUCUUGAAAUAGCUACCAAUAGUUUUUCUGAACAAAAACUUCUUGGUAGAGGAAGUCAUGGUCUUGUUUACAAAGCUGUUCUUUCUAAUGGGCAUCUUGUAGCUGUUAAAAAGCCUUCAACAAAGCAACAACAACCUAAAACUUGUGAUGAAUUUGACAAUGAAUUCCACAUUUUGUCUAAUCUUCAAAGUUCAAGGUUUGUUAAUUUAGUUGGUUUUACUAGUAAUUAUGAUGAAAAUUCUAGAAAUGAUAGAUUGCUUGUUGUUGAAUUUAUGUGUAAUGGUACUUUAUAUGAUGUUUUGCAUAAAAAUUCAAAGGUUCCAAAUUGGGGUAGGAGGAUUAAAUUAGCUCUACAAACUGCUAAAGCUGUUGAAAUUUUGCAUUCACAAUGUCCACCUGUGAUUCAUAGGGAUAUUAAAUCAGCUAAUGUGUUACUUGAUAGAAAUCAUAAUGCUAAAUUGGGUGAUUUUGGGCUUGCUUUGAGGUGUAAUUUGGAUGAUUUUCGACUCCGGUCAACGCCACCUGCAGGAACAAUUGGGUAUUUGGAUCCAGGUUAUGUGACUCCUGAUAAUUUGAGUACUAAAACUGAUGUAUUUAGUUUUGGGAUUUUGUUGUUGGAGAUAAUAAGUGGUAGGAAAGCUAUUGAUAUUGAUCAUUCACCACCUUCAGUAAUUGAUUGGGCUAUACCUUUAGUAAGACAAGGGAAACUUUUAGCUAUUUUUGAUCCUAGGAUUCUUCCUCCUAAGGAUCCUAUGGUUAGGAAGCAAUUGGCUGUGAUUGCUGCAAAAUGUGUGAGAUCUAAUAGGGAGAGACGGCCAUCGAUGAAGGAGGUUGUCGAGGCUCUUGAUAGGUUAAGCAAGUUGGUACCGUUGCAUUCGUGGAAUGGUCUAACGAAUCCUUGCUUGAUGGUAGAGAAUGUUGGGCAGCCUGUUGGAUUACCUAAUGGACAUAUAAAUACAAGGUUUAAGGGUUUGGAGUGUGGAAAUUUUUCUGAUGUAGAUGGUAAAUUUGCUAAGCCCUCCAAGAAUCCGAGAAGGGUUUAUUCAGAUUUGGGAUUUAGGAACAAUUUGUUGGAUUUGAUGGCCGAGCCUGAUGUAGACUCUGAGAAUGAAGGAGAGGAUAUGAUUGAGCAUAAACAACAGAGUUCAAGUUCUAUUUAUAGGUUCGGAAGUGAAAGAUAUAAUGAUAGGGGAAGAACUUCUCUUGCGCGUGUUAAUGAUGGUGUGAAUCUUACUCAGUUGCGGAGGAGUAUGUUGGACAGUAGAAGACUUCAAACUGAUAAAUGAGAUGAGUGUGUUUGAUGCCUGAUGUAGAUUUUGAGUAUGGAGGAGAUGACUUGACAGAGUUCUAGUUCAAGUUUUAGGUUCGUAAGUGAAAGAUAUACAUAUAUUUUUUGAUUCGAGGGAAAGGCUAGAGAAUACUUUACAGGCAAAAGCAAAGGGGCAGAUGUGAUAGUUAUAAUGACUAGGAAAGAACUUCACUUGCAAGUUUCAAUGAUAGUGUAAAUCUUACUAAGUUGCAGAGGAGUAUAUUGGACAUUAAAAGAGCUCAAAAUGGUUAAUGAGACGGUUGUAUUUGCUUUCAUUGCCAGCUUAAUAUUCAGCAAUUGGACUACUUCUAACUCGGAUGUCAUUCUGCGGCUAUCAAUGGUUUCUUGCAAAGAAAUCGAGAGUGUAAUGUAAGCUACUAUUCUUGUAUUGGUUAUUGGAUGUUGUUUGUGUGGAUCACAGAUCACUUGCUUUUUUUUUUUUUGUUAUGUUUCCAAUCAUCUAUUCAUUGUUCAUUAUUUGCUCUGUUCGUUUAAUUGUUGAUAGAUUUAGCUCAAUCUAUAAUUGUGAGGUGCAAAGUAAAAAAUGUCUCAUAUGAAUGCUAAUUGUUGAGCUAUUGUAUAGUCUAUUACACGAUUUGUUUCGAAGUAUCGAACAUUGGCUAACCAUUGUAAGCAGUGUUUUGUUGAAUGAAUUCAGUUGUAUAUCUCUCUAUCCAUACAAAAA